AUGUUUUUCUUUUGACCAUAUCUUACGGCGUCGACUUAUUAAAUAUAAAAAUUAAACACAUGGAAAUGUUAGCUAAACAGACGGUGAAGAUGAUGCCUACAUAAAUUACAAUCUUCGUGGGCACAGAAUCGGUGAGAAACCAGGACUCUUGGGCACUAGUUGCCCGCUCGAGUACGCUGUCGUCUGUGUCACUGUUGCUCUCUCGGUGCAUCGUUAACCAGGAGGAACUUUGAUUUUUGAGAAGUUGAUGGACCUGGAUGAGGAAGAAGAGGGUGAGUAGGAGAAGAGGGAGCGGAUAGAAGGGCGCGAACACUAACGCGCGAUUUUGUUUGCUUGUGUGAGGCGAUGGCUGGUUCUUUUCUUCUUAUGUAGGUCAAAGAGGGAUUUUUUGCGGCACCGCGGGGUUAUUUACGAAUACUUGGUGAGCGGGCGAGCCGCUGCGACCCCCCACACGGCUUCUGUUCUUGCCAGAACCCUCGGAAGACAGCUGGAUUUAGGUUCCAGUAGUUGGAUUCUUUGAAGUUUGGGAGCAGAUCUGUUCCUUGCUCAUCCAUGUGUUGUCAAUCGAGUAGCUGAUGAGAGUAAAGACUUGUCUUCCUUUUCGUUAUUGGUUAAAUCUCUUCAUUUCGUGAAAGUAAGACUGACGGCCGAAGAUUUUAUAUAUUUUGUCCAACAAAAACACUUCAUUUGAGGACUGAUUCCAGCAUAGAUCGUGUUGUCUGGAUUCAUGCGUUGGUUUGUGCAAUAAAAGAAACUUCCAUAGUUAAAGGAGCACCUUUCUUGCAAAACGAUGUGCUGAUUUCAACUCAAAAGCUUAGAAAUCACAUGCAUGAUGAAGGAUUAGAUGAAGCACUCAUCAGCGACUGUGAGCAGAUUAUGCAUUCAGAGUUUGCCGAGUACCAUAGAUUACUGAAGCAUCAAUUGGAAGACCAUCUGAAUUCUAUCCAUAUAUUUCAUCAACAGAUAGAGGAAGUUGAUGCAGAAGAUGUGGUAAGUUGUGAAGGUCGAUUGCAUCUAUCCAAGUAUGACCUUUCAAGCUCCGGACAUGAAAAAUUCAUUGAGUACAGUACAACUGAGUCAUCAGAUGAUGUGGAAAAGCAAGAGUUUGAUGAAUUGUCAGACGAAGAUGAACUUCCCUUCUUUGAUACAAAUGAGAGCUUCAAUGAUUCUAUAUUGGCCUGUUCAUCUCUUGUAACUGCAGAAAAUUCUGAUAUAACAUCUAGAAUUGAGGAUAAUCUUAAUGAUGCAAACAUAAUGGAUUUUGAUGCAAAUCCUGAAUUUCAGAACAUGUUUCUAGAUCUCAGACGGCGAACAAAGUUACCAGAUCCUAUUGAGAAGGAGAAGUCUGUGAGCCUUUGGUCAAUGAUUAAAGAUAAUGUUGGAAAAGAUCUUACGAGGGUUUGCCUUCCUGUUUACUUUAAUGAGCCAUUAUCCUCACUUCAGAAGUGUUUUGAAGAUUUGGAAUAUUCAUCUUUAUUGGAUGAAGCAUAUGAAUAUGGGAAAAAGGGAAACAGUCUCCUGAGAAUUCUGAAAGUAGCUGCCUUUGCAGUCUCUGGAUAUUCUUCUUGUGAUGGUCGCCUUUGCAAACCUUUCAAUCCUUUGCUAGGAGAGACCUAUGAAGCAGAUUACCCUGAAAAAGGAAUCCGCUUCUUCUCUGAAAAGGUUAGCCACCAUCCUAUGCUCGUUGCCUGCCAUUGUGAAGGCAAAAAUUGGAAAUUCUGGGGGGACAGUAAUCUCAAGAAUAAAUUUUGGGGGCAAUCCAUACAACUAGACCCUGUUGGUUUAUUGACAUUGGAAUUUGAUGAUGGUGAAAUAUUUCAAUGGAGUAAGGUGACUACAACUAUCAAUAACUUGAUCCUUGGUAAGCUAUACUGCAAUCACCAUGGUACAAUGAACAUACGAGGAAACAGACAGUAUUCUUGUAAACUAAAAUUCAAAGAGCAGUCGCUUCUUGACUGGAAUCCUCGCCAGGUGCAAGGCUAUGUUGAGGACAUUGAGGGAACAAAAGUUGCCAGUUUGGUAGGAAAAUGGGAUGAUAGCAUGUACUAUUUGCUAGGUGAUGAAAUCGCAAAGACCAAGAGAUUUGUUUCGACCGAAAAUGCUGACUUAUUAUGGAAAAAGAACAAGCCUCCUCCUGAACCCACACGGUACAACUUGACCUCAUUUGCUAUUACGCUAAAUGAGUUAAGAUCAGAACUGAAGGGCAAACUUCCACCUACUGAUUCACGACUCCGUCCGGAUCAGCGCUACCUUGAGAAUGGAGAGUAUGGAAAGGCUAAUGCAGAAAAGUUGAGAUUAGAGAAACGGCAACGAAUGUCAAGGAAAUUGCAAGCAAGUGGGUGGCAACCAAGAUGGUUUAAAAGGGACAGUGAAGAUGGUACUUUCUGUUAUAUCGGUGGAUAUUGGGAAGCCAGGGAGCAACAGAAAUGGGAAGAUUGUAUAAAUAUCUUCGGUGAGUUUUCGAAUGAUGCAACUGCAGCAACCUGCAUCAAGUCAGAACUGAUGCCAUGAGGUUUGGAAAGUGCGAUGUUCUACGAGGUUUUUCUUCUGCUAUCUCCGUAGCUCGUUGCACUUAACAUGUAGAACUGGUAAUCCGCAUAACCUUUGCUGCUAGUUGUAUGAGUUGCCAGUCAUAGGUGAGCAUAGGCAACUGCAUAUUCAUUUGUUUGAUUUUGCACCAAUUAAGAACCAAAGCAUAUUCAUUUUUUCUACGUAAAAUAUUUUUGUCGUUGCUUGAUUUACCUUUUUGAGAUGGCGAAGAAUUUCUAUGUUAAGCUAAGAAAAAGAAGUAAUUUCUGUAAAUUGUCCUGACUCUAUUAUCAGAUGCUCUGGAUGAUACCUGGUGUUCUAUUUA
This is a messenger RNA of Zingiber officinale, 2854 nucleotides long. Its product is annotated as oxysterol-binding protein-related protein 2A-like. Bases 826 to 2511 code for a protein of 561 amino acids. The transcript is spliced from 11 exons. Gene Ontology annotation, cellular component: cytosol; intracellular membrane-bounded organelle; membrane. Gene Ontology annotation, molecular function: sterol binding. NCBI's taxonomy places the organism in Eukaryota, Viridiplantae, Streptophyta, Magnoliopsida, Zingiberales, Zingiberaceae. The record is from RefSeq and is a predicted model, not a curated record.